Molecule: messenger RNA, 610 nt
Organism: Ixodes scapularis (black-legged tick)
Lineage: Eukaryota; Metazoa; Arthropoda; Arachnida; Ixodida; Ixodidae
Product: salivary cystatin-L2-like
Exons: 3
Coding region: 91-513 (140 amino acids)
Molecular function (GO): cysteine-type endopeptidase inhibitor activity
Source: RefSeq, a predicted model, not a curated record
AACUCGGCCACGUGAUCCGUCGUCGCGACAGGUAACCUCUUAAAGCGCUGACUAUUGUUCGGGCGUUUCAGACGACUAGUCGCCAGCACGAUGGCUUUCUUCAAGGCUGCCGUAUUCCUUGUUUGUGUGGUCCUCGCAGCGGCCGGGUCCGCGAGCAAAUCGAAGAGGGCCCUGGUCGGAGGCUGGAAGACGCAGGACCCAACCAACCCCAAGUUCGAGAACCUGGCGCACUACGCAGUGUCAACCCAAGUCGAAGGUCGAGAGUACUACGACACGGUCCUCGAGCUCUUGGAGGUGCAGACUCAGAUUGUGGCCGGCGUGAACUACAAGUUGAAGUUCACAACGACUCAAUCGACGUGCAAGAUCGAAAACGGCGUGGAAUACUCCAAGGAGCUUUGCCAGCCCAAGACAAACAAGGUUGAAGCUGUAUGCACAGCAGUCAUCUACACAGUUCCAUGGCAGAACAUCAAACGGGUUUUGUCCUACAACUGCGAAGCUCCCAAUGACGUCUAGGUCGCUUGACGUCAGCCGCACGUUAAAUGACAUGAAAGGAUGCAUGGAGGCUAUAAAUGCUGGGUGUUUCAGCAAUAAAAAAAAUGAAAGACGUUUA